AUGUCUCCCUCCGCCGUCAAGGCACAGGACGUCAACCUCACGGCCGCUGCCGUUGAGCGCAAGGAAGUCGCCGCCGAGCAGACGCCCGCCGUCGCCCAGCUCGACGCCUCCAAGCUCACCUACACCUACACCAAGAACCCCCGCGAGGUCCCCGACGAGGCUGUCGCCAAUGCCGGCAACGAGACCAUUGCCACCGACCACAUGGUCCUUGCCAACUGGUCUGCCACCAAGGGCUGGUCCGCCCCCGAGCUAAAGCCCUACGGACCCCUCAGCCUCAUGCCCACCGCGUCCUGCCUGCACUACGCCACCGAGUGCUUCGAGGGUCUCAAGGUCUUUCGCGGCUACGACGGCGGCCUGCGCGUCUUCCGCCCCGACCGCAAUUGCGCCCGCAUGAACAUGUCCGCCGGCCGCAUCUCUCUGCCGACCUUUCCCCCUGCCGAGCUUGAGAAGCUGAUCCUCGCGCUCCUCGAGGUCGACGGCCCCCGCUGGCUGCCCCGCGAUAAGCCUGGCAACUUCCUCUACCUCCGCCCGACCCUCAUCGGCACCCAGUCCCAGCUCGGCGUCCAGGCCCCCAAGGAGGCCAUGCUCUACAUCAUCGUCACCUACAUGCCGCGAAUGGACAGCCCUCCCGGCGGCAUGCGCCUGCACACUUCCCCCGAGGACAUGGUCCGCGCCUGGGUCGGCGGCUUUGGCUACGCCAAGGUCGGUGCCAACUACGGCCCCUCGCUACUCGCCACUGCCGAUGCCCGCCGUCGCGGCUACCAUCAGAUUCUAUGGCUCUACGGUGCCAAUGGCGAGUGCACCGAGGCUGGCGCCUCCAACUUCUUUGUUCUCUGGAAGCGCAAGGACGGCAAGACGGAGCUCAUCACCGCGCCUCUCGACGACAAGCUGAUUCUUGACGGCGUCACUCGCCGUUCUGCUGUCGAGCUGGCCCGCAAGCGUCUUGCUGGCGAGAUUAUCGUCACCGAGCGCAAGUACACCAUUGACGAGCUGCUCGAGGCCGACGCCGAGGGCCGCAUCCUCGAGUCCUUUGCUGCCGGCACAGCCUACUUCAUCUGCCCCGUGUCCCGGAUCCACCACCGCGGCAAGGACAUUGACAUUCCCAUGGGCCCCGAGGGCAAGGCUGGUGAAAUCACCACCAAGAUCAAGAACUGGAUCGGUGAUAUCAUGUACGGCAACGUCGCCCACGAGUGGGGUGUCGUCGUCAACGAGAAGGCUCAGCAGUAA
Molecule: messenger RNA, 1227 nt
Organism: Beauveria bassiana ARSEF 2860
Lineage: Eukaryota; Fungi; Ascomycota; Sordariomycetes; Hypocreales; Cordycipitaceae
Product: branched-chain amino acid aminotransferase
Exons: 1
Coding region: 1-1227 (408 amino acids)
Biological process (GO): L-valine biosynthetic process; L-leucine biosynthetic process
Cellular component (GO): mitochondrion
Molecular function (GO): branched-chain-amino-acid:2-oxoglutarate transaminase activity
Source: RefSeq, a predicted model, not a curated record